AGGGUCUUCAUACUCAAUUGGGGCAGGUUUCACGCAUCAAGUCUGCCUGAGUUGGGCAAAGUCUAUUAGAUCAGAGUUUUUACUGAGUUAUUGGAGGAUGUUUAACAUCUUUGUUUUGUUCUGUCUCUGCUGGUGGAGUCAGAUUGGUGUGUUUAGUGAGCCAGUGUCUGUGAUGGAGGGAGAUUCACUUCUUCUGCACACAAAUGUUACUGAAGUACUUGAAGACGACAUACUGUGGAAAUUUGGAGCUGAAAAGUCUCUGAUAGCUGAAAUCAGUGGAGCUCCUGGAAUCUUCUCCACAUAUGAUGGUCCUGGUGAGAGAUUCAGAGACAGACUGAAGCUGGACGAUCAAACUGGAUCUCUGACCAUCAUGAACAUCUCAACUCAACACGCUGGAGAUUAUCAGCUAGAGAUAAAUGCGGCUAAAGAGUCAUCAAAAACAUUUAGUGUUUCAGUCUAUUCUCAUCUGCCUGUUCCUGUCAUCAGCAGUAACUCUUCACACUGUACAUCACCAUCAUCUUCCUCUUCAUCAUCAAAUUGUUCAUUGUUGUGUUCGGCGGAGAACGUGGGUCAUGUGACUCUCUCCUGGUACAAAGGAAACAGUUUAUUGUCCAGCAUCAGUGUGUCUGAUCUCAGCAUCAGUCUCUCUCUACCUCUGGAGGUGGAAUAUCAGGAGAAAAACACCUACAGCUGUGUGAUCAACAACCCCAUCAGAAACCAGACCACACAUCUGAACAUCAGUCAGCUCUGUCACACGUGUUCAGCCUCAGUCUCUGUGGUAGUGUUGAUUUCUGCUGUUGCUGGAUCUCUGUUGAUUAUAGCUUUUAGGAUCUUCUGGAUAUGCAGGCAGCGGAGGAAAACAGAUCAAGAAGGCAAGUGUUAGCUACUGUUUUCAAACCGUUAAUCACAAUUAACCAUAGAAGGUUGGGAAUUAACACUUUAUGGGAAGAAACUAAAAUUUAAUUAUUGGCUUAGGCUGGGGGUCUCUGAAUUUGGUCCUGGUUUAGCUCCA
Molecule: messenger RNA, 1012 nt
Organism: Puntigrus tetrazona (Sumatra barb)
Lineage: Eukaryota; Metazoa; Chordata; Actinopteri; Cypriniformes; Cyprinidae
Product: CD48 antigen-like
Exons: 4
Coding region: 98-883 (261 amino acids)
Source: RefSeq, a predicted model, not a curated record